Notolabrus celidotus (New Zealand spotty) is the source of this 1645-nucleotide messenger RNA. RefSeq lists its product as uncharacterized. The coding region runs from base 12 to 1478 and encodes 488 amino acids. The transcript is spliced from 4 exons. NCBI's taxonomy places the organism in Eukaryota, Metazoa, Chordata, Actinopteri, Labriformes, Labridae. The record is from RefSeq and is a predicted model, not a curated record.
ACACCACAUCCAUGAAGACAAUUCGAGACCACAUCAAACCUGCCAACUUCAUGCAAGUUGUUGAAGCAGUGAAGCAGGUGGCAGGUCAUGACAGUGAAACCAAUGCCUACAAGAUCCCCAGCCUUGCUCUCAAAAUCGGACACAGCUUAACAAAAAUUUCGCUACUUGUUGAAAGCCGUGCGAAUGUUCAGAAUGAGUACAGUGCUGCAAAAGAAGCCCGUGCAUUCCGCAGGGUAUACGAUACCCGCUGGAAUGAAAUGAUAUCUGCUGCAUCUCUAAGGACUUUGCAAGAAUCCAGGUGGAACACCCCUCUGCUGCUUCCAUUUACUAAAGAUGUCCAGACUCUCCACUCAUAUUUAGAUGAGCAACAUCAGCAGACUCACUCAAAACUGUCCACUGAGACAUCCCCCCAGUUAUGGUCACAGCUGGCAAAGAUCAGUUUGACCCAAGUCAUUCUAUUCAACCGGCGAAGAGCAGGUGAGGUAUCAAAAAUGCCCCUGUCUUCAUUUUUGUCAAACAAUCCAUCAGAUCCUCACGAAGAUGUGAAUGAAGCUCUGUCUGCAGUAGAGAAGAAGCUAUGCCACCACUUCAGGAGGGUGGAGAUCAGAGGAAAAAGAGGUAGAAAGGUACCUGUCCUGUUGACCCCAGCUAUGAAGCAAGCUUUGGAUCUCCUUGUCAGAAAACGACAGGAUUGUGGGGUUCGUCCGGAGAACAAAUAUCUAUUUGGAAGGCCAUAUGCUUUGACAUGCUACCGUGGUUCUGACUGUCUCCGACAUUUUGCCAAGGUCUGUGGGGCAAAAUGUCCAGAAAGUCUGACCUCUACAAAGCUCCGCAAGCAGACAGGAACUUUGUCUCAGGUCCUUAAUCUUAGCAACACCGAGCUUGAUCAAUUAGCGGAUUUCCUCGGUCACGACAUUCGGGUACACCGGCAGUUUUACAGACUUCCUGAGGGCACCCUUCAGCUUGCAAAGAUCAGCAAAGUUCUCAUGGCCCUAGAGAAAGGACGCCUUGCAGAGUUCAAGGGCAAGACCCUGGACGAGAUCAACAUUGACCCUGAGGAGAACGUGUCCCCAGACAGUGACGCAGAGGAAGCGUAUGAGUCAGACUCUCCAGUGAGUCAGGUAACAGCUAGCCAGAGGAAAGAAGACCAGAUGUCAGAUGGGCACCUGGGCGGUUCCUCACCUCUACCAAGUCCACCACAGCAGAGCACCAUGGUACCUCAUCACACUCAGCAUCACUCUCAGUCACCAACGAGGCAAAGAGCUCGCCAGCCUCUCAAGAAACGGAUCUGGGAGAAAGAGGAGGUCCUUGCUGUUGAGCGGCACAUGAUGUCUUUCAUCACGGCGGGCCGUGUUCCUGGCAAAAGCGACUGUGAUAAGUGUCUUAAAGAGGAAAAAAUAGCACUUAAACACAGAAACUGGCUAGCGAUCAAAUUCUAUAUUAAAAAUAGAAUUACAGCUCUCAAGCGAAAGUUUUAGAUUGAACCCGUUUGUUUGUUAACAUCAGAAGUGAUCCGUUUUUUAUAGUUGUGUAGGGCUUCAUACACUGCAUUCCAAAAUAGUAUGAAAGUGUCAUUUUUGUGAAUAAUUUAACAACAUGUUAAAAGUCGUUUUCAAAUUUGUCAAGAAGUCAGUUAGUGAAUAUG